GGAUCUUAUUGGUACAUGGCUAUUGCGUACAAAAGAAGAUGGUAUGGAUACCCCUUGGCCUUCAGAUGAUUGCCCCAUCCCAAGCCUAUCGACAUCUCACUGCUGACUUGCCUUUGCUCCGGCGAGUCCCACUGGGCCUCUGGUUGGAAUUCACUAUCGCAGCACCCGCUCCAUUCCGCGCCCCUUCCCUCUCCCAUGGCUUCCCCCCCGGGCUGGCAAAACUUUCCAGCAUAAACGUCCUCAUCGCCUUGGUCAGUACAUCCUCCACGAGCACCUCCCACAGCUUCUCUUCCUCGAGCCAAGUAGCGUUCUUGACUUGUAACCGCGGCUUCUGUACCUUGACGUCCUGCAGCCUCGCCACAGUAUCCACAAAUUCUGGCUCCAGCAUCUCAAUCCAUAGCUGGUCGACCAGGGUCCCAGAGUACUUAUCUACCAUUGUGUUUUUUUUUUGUGUUGUGAUCUUCAUCGAUGUCGGUGUCGUAUUGCUCCAUUAGGACGUGAGCCAUAGUCUUGACAUGAUCCUGAGUGUCGGCUAGCUUGGCGGACGUGUGGAUAGAUUUGGUAUAGGAAAGGGUGUGUGCCGCGUGUGACCUGUGGAAUACGACGGCAUAGUUCCGUCCAUCGUCAGAGGCUGGAAGGGUGGGCCUUGAACGGAGGAUGUGCGGAUGCCCAGGUUGCCAUGAGAUAUGUU
This is a messenger RNA of Paraphaeosphaeria sporulosa, 691 nucleotides long. RefSeq lists its product as uncharacterized. NCBI's taxonomy places the organism in Eukaryota, Fungi, Ascomycota, Dothideomycetes, Pleosporales, Didymosphaeriaceae. The transcript has a single exon. The record is from RefSeq and is a predicted model, not a curated record. Bases 39 to 494 code for a protein of 151 amino acids.